AAAAAAAAGAAAAAAAAGAAAAAGAAGUCACGCCUUUCUCACUAAUUUCCCCUCAGCGGCAACUGCCAACAUACUUCGAACCACCCCCAUUUCCUCAUCAUAAAUCCACUGUACUUCUUUCUUCUUCACUAGCUCCUCCUCCUCCUCGUUCUCAUCGAAACUCCUCCGCCGUCCUCCUCCGUCCUCCGCCAUGUCGACCGUGCACACUCCCCUCCAAUCCCCUCCUUUCCUCUCUUCUCCCCUCGACCCUCUCCGCAAACAAACCUCACAUUUUCUCUCCCUCACCACCAAGUCCCCUACCCCAAUUUCCAGAAAGCUUCCUCUUAUCUUCGCCUCCUCCGCAACUAAAUCCUCCUCCGCCGUUUCACCUCCCAAGCGCGAAAAGGAUCCCAAGAAGCGAGUCGUUAUUACCGGGAUGGGCUUGGUUUCCGUCUUUGGCAAUGAUGUUGAUGCCUACUACGAUAAAUUACUUUCCGGUGAGAGUGGUAUCACUCUCAUUGAUCGCUUUGAUGCCACCAAGUUUCCCACCAGAUUUGGUGGACAGAUUCGGGGGUUUAAAUCUGAAGGCUACAUUGAUGGGAAGAAUGAUAGGAGGCUUGAUGAUUGCUUGAGGUAUUGUAUUGUUGCUGGCAAAAAGGGCCUCGAGAAUGCCGAUCUUGGCGGUGAUAAUAUUGGAAAGAUUGAUAAAGAACGGGCUGGUGUUCUGGUUGGGACAGGCAUGGGUGGUCUUACAGUUUUCUCAGACGGUGUUCAGGCUCUGAUAGAGAAAGGUCAUAGAAAGAUUACUCCGUUCUUCAUUCCUUAUGCAAUCACAAACAUGGCAUCCGCCUUACUUGGCAUUGAUUUGGGUUUUAUGGGACCAAACUACUCAAUCUCAACUGCUUGUGCCACCUCAAACUAUUGUUUCUAUGCUGCUGCCAAUCACAUCCGUAGAGGUGAGGCUGAUUUGAUGAUAGCUGGCGGAACUGAAGCUGCCAUAAUUCCCAUUGGAUUGGGAGGUUUUGUAGCAUGCCGUGCUCUGUCUCAAAGAAAUGAUGACCCACAAACUGCCUCUAGGCCAUGGGAUAAAGAUCGUGAUGGUUUUGUUAUGGGUGAAGGUGCUGGAGUUUUGGUUAUGGAAAGCUUGGAACAUGCAAUGAAACGUGGUGCACCAAUAAUUGCCGAGUACUUGGGAGGUGCAGUGAACUGUGAUGCUUAUCAUAUGACUGAUCCACGAUCUGAUGGACUUGGUGUUUCUACAUGCAUCCAAAGUGCUCUUGAAGAUGCAGGCGUGUCACCUGAGGAGGUUAAUUAUAUAAAUGCUCAUGCAACCUCCACAAUAGUGGGUGACCUAGCUGAGGUUAAUGCUAUUAAAAAGGUGUUCAAGGACACUUCAGGAAUCAAGAUGAAUGCAACUAAGUCAAUGAUAGGGCACUGCCUUGGUGCUGCUGGUGGCCUGGAAGCUAUUGCAACCGUGAAGGCCAUUACAACUGGCUGGCUUCAUCCUACAAUAAAUCAAUUCAAUCCAGAGCCCGCAGUGGAGUUUGAUACUGUUCCAAACAAAAAACAGCAACAUGAAGUAAAUGUUGCCAUUUCUAAUUCAUUUGGAUUUGGUGGACACAACUCUGUCGUUGCGUUCUCAGCAUUCCAGCCUUAAAUCUGUCUUUUCAUACAUUUUGUUGCAAGGGCUACUUAAGCUACAUUUCGAAAUCAUUUGGAUUUGGUGGGCCGACUCUGACUUCGUCUUUCCUAUAGCCAACCCUUUAAAUCUGCUCAUCUUUAAGUCAGUAGCAUCAGCUAUCUUACUCACUAGGGUUCUCUUAGUCAUGAUUCUGCCAGCAGUGCGGGAGCGUGGAAGCAAUUUGUUCAAGACUCGUAAUUCUUCGGCAUAUGUAUUUAACCUCUCGGGAGGCUAGAGACUAGAGAUUUGUCAAUUUUGAUUUUUUUUUCUGCGCUGAGUUACAUAGAGGUUACAGGGAUAUGCUUGUUUGUUUUAAGAGGGUAACUUUUUGCAUAAUCUGUUCUUUAUCUUCCAGAUUUUCUGUCAUCUACUCUUUCCUAAAUAUUAAAAAUGGACUCAGAUUUCGCAAAGCCAAAGGGUAAUGAAUUUGACGAGGCAUUGGUUUAUGAACUGGAAGCACGAUGGUUGCAUCGUAUGUAGUAUGGACAAAAGGUUCUUCUCUCAAUUUGUCACUACCAUUUAGUUUGAGUUUUGUACAACGUGGCCUCCAAAGUAGGACGAUUUUCAUUUUUUCUUUUCUUUGCAACUCUUCUUCCCUUAGAAAAAGUUUAUUAGGCCCUAUUUGAUAAAUACAUUUAACAUUUAAAUUUAAUUGAUUAAGUGUUUAAUUGAUUGAUACUGUUUCAUAAUAAAAUCUCAUAACAACUUAAACAAAAAGUAGACUUCUUAAUAAAUUACGUGGAUUUGAAAUGCAAGUACAAAUUUGGAUAUAAAAAUAAGUGAUAGGUCGGUUACUUAUUACUGGACUGAAUUCUUGAGACA
Molecule: messenger RNA, 2482 nt
Organism: Oldenlandia corymbosa var. corymbosa
Lineage: Eukaryota; Viridiplantae; Streptophyta; Magnoliopsida; Gentianales; Rubiaceae
Source: the annotation of a GenBank genome assembly